GUACGCACGUGUGAAUGACGUUUUAUGUGUACACAGACACACACACACACACAAUGGACUUAGUAGUUCUAGUCUUACUAACCACAAUAAGCUCACUGUUCUAGAGUCCAGCUAUGGACGAAACGCUGAAGGAAAUUCUGGGCAGACAUCGCAACGCUCUGGUGCGUUAUAUCAACCCCACCCCGUCCCUCAUCAAUGUCCUCGUAGAGGACAAGGUCCUGCCGUCUGCGAUGAUAGAGGACAUAAAAAAAGGUAACAGCAGACGUGAGAAGAAUGAAAUUCUGUUGAAGUCCAUGAAACUAAGAGGAAACAUGUCCUACCGGAAGUUCCGUGAAGCCAUGCUGAAAUGUGGGCAGGUGUUUAUUGCUGACCUCUUGUACGAAGAAGAGGCUACAGGUUCUCUUGUUGAUGAGAAUGACAUUCUGUCUGUGCCUUCACUGAAGCUUUCCCUGACUCCUGAAGAGAUCAAACAGUUAGUGCUGACUCUUGACGCUAGAAUCAGGUGCAGGAACUUAAGAAGUGAUUGGAGGAAAGACUCACAAGCACGUAUCGAUCUAUUACAGCAAAGAUCUGAAGACUAUAGAUCAGAGAGAGCUAUAAUGUCUCAGGCCGCAGAGGUGGAUCAAAAGGUGAAACAUCUGACCGCUGAACUCAAUGUCAAGAACGACAUCAUCCGGUCACUGUCACUAGACAUCAAUAUCCUGAACCAAGAGAUCAUGACCUUCACCAAGAAACACCAGGUCAACUCCCCGUACGCUGGAAUGCUGUCAAGCGCGGUCAACGAGAACAGUAACAUGCAGCCCAAGUCUGGAAGAUUUCGUUAUUUCGAUGCUGCCCUGAGAGUUAUUAGUCACAAGCUAUCUGGUAUACUUGGAGAGUCCAGCACUUCUUCUGACGAGGAGAACACUGGCUUGUCGACUAUCGAAGCUAAGGCUGGCAAAGUACAAGAGAUGCUUUUUGAAAUGGAGAGUAAGAUAUCCCAGAUGGAGAAAGACAGGAACGACGCUCUGGCCAUACUGUUUCAAGACAAGAAGAUUACCGGGUGCUCGCUUGUCCAAGGUGUCCAAAGAUUCAUUCUGCAAGAGCAAAGAUGCAGGUACUUGUUACUUAAAGAUAUUGACCGUUUGUCCCGGAAGAUGAGGGACAUUAACAACAAGAGUCCAACGUUAGGGCCGCACGCCCUACGUCUGUCAGCCGUCACAGGUAAACCCAAACCGGAAGUAGUGGACUACCGUUUCCUUAGCAACCACUUGGCGCUCCUCGAGGCAGACGCAGAGCAUAUUCAAAAGAAACUGAGCUGGAAAGAGGCAGAAAUCAAAUCAGUCCACAUGGAGUUAGAGGCCUUACGUAAACGUUUCAACUGCCCUGCUGAUCCCCAUUGUGUUCCGUGUUAUGAUCUACCGUGUGAUUGACAGAGGGUCACAAUUGUUGCGAUUGACCUGGGGUCACAAUUGUUGCGGUUGUCCUCUCCGAGUUACUACCUGGCAUAGGAAAUGCAGACUGUGUUACAAAAAAAGUUCAAGUUUGGUCUCUUAACUUUUAAAAAAAAAAUACAUGUAAAGUGUAUUCUU
Messenger RNA from Biomphalaria glabrata, 1571 nucleotides. RefSeq lists its product as uncharacterized. Gene Ontology annotation, biological process: regulation of apoptotic process. The transcript is spliced from 13 exons. The record is from RefSeq and is a predicted model, not a curated record. Lineage: Eukaryota; Metazoa; Mollusca; Gastropoda; Planorbidae. Bases 114 to 1412 code for a protein of 432 amino acids.